AGAUGCAAACCAGGUGGCACCCAGUGACCCUUCCUCUGGACGGUUGUGGGUUCCGUCCACGCUCUGUGACUUCACCUGGCUUAGAAAAGGAGCUCUGGCAUUUUGGGGCGAGGUGGGAGGCUGGAACACAACUUCUCCGGGUGUUGCGAGGUUUCAGAACUUUUUACCUGGGCCUCAGUUUACUAAAUGAGACACAGCUUUGAGUCGACACCCCCCUGCCCCAGUCUCCAGUUUUCUGACAUUAAGAUUCUGAGCAAAUUGUCAUAUACUUUCGCCUUGUUACCCAGGGUUGCUCACUUCGAAACAAAUGCAUGCAAACCGAAGGUAUGCAAAUAGACAUGUUUUGUUUAAACUGCCAAUCCUAAAGCUUUUUCUGCAGGAGAAAAAAAAAAUCCCGGUGUUUUUCCGGAGAGUUGGCCCAUGGCUGGUCGCGAGGUUUCUGGCUUUCUCUCUCCGGCCGGCUGGGGUAGGGAAUUUGCGUAAUGUAAAUGGAGUCCUCCGUGGAGCCCCCUCGACCAGAUCGGCUGGAACCUCCUAGUGUGCUUCCGGAGGUUGCCGGCAGAGGGCGCCGGCGGCUCCGAGGCCCCUCCUUUCGGCAGCUGGGAGGGCAGCGGGGCGGACCGACGGGAUCUCGCGAGAUUCUCGCGCGGUAGGCCCUGAGGAUCCAGCAUGGCGGACUGGGGGCUGCUGCUAAAGCGGGGUUCCUGCCGUUCCACUUGGCUGCGGGUCCGCAAGGCCCGGCCCCAGCUCAUCCUCAGCCGCCGGCCCCGCCGCCGGCUCGGGAGCCUGCGCUGGUGCGGUCGGCGGCGCCUACGGCGGCGGUUACUGCAAGCCCAGGCAGCCGGCGUGGACUGGAGGGAGGGAGCCCGCCAGGUGUCGCGCGCGGCGGCGGCCGGGAGACCCAACACCGCGACCCCCAGCCCGAUCCCUAGCCCGACCCCCGCCUCCGAACCCGAAUCCGAACCCGAACUCGAAUCCGCCUCGAGUUGCCACCGGCCUCUCCUCAUCCCACCGGUGCGGCCCGUGGGCCCCGGCCGCGCGUUGCUGCUGCUGCCGGUCGAGCAGGGUUUUACUUUUAGUGGGAUCUGUCGUGUGACUUGCCUCUAUGGCCAGGUGCAGGUAUUUGGUUUUACCAUCAGCCAAGGCCAGCCUGCCCAAGACAUCUUCUCUGUGUAUACCCACUCUUGCUUGAGUAUCCAUGCACUUCGCUACUCACUGCCUGAUAAAAGCAAGAAGGAACUGAAAAGGGAAGCCCGGAAUUUGCUCAAAUCUCAUCUUAACCUUGAUGACAGGCGUUGGUCGAUGCAGAAUUUUUCUCCUCAGUGUUCCAUUGUGUUGCUAGAACAUCUGAAAACUGCCACUGUAAACUUCAUAACCAGCUAUCCGGGUUCAUCCUACAUUUUUGUGCAAGAGAGUCCAACUCCCCAGAUUAAACCUGAAUAUUUAGCCUUGAGGUCUGUUGGCAUCAGAAGAGAGAAAAAAAGGAAAGGCCUUCAGUUAACUGAGAGUACCCUUUCAGCCCUGGAAGAGUUAGUCAAUGUUUCCUGUGAAGAAGUAGAUGGCUGCCCUGUCAUUCUAGUUUGUGGAUCCCAGGAUGUUGGAAAGUCAACAUUUAAUAGAUACCUGAUUAACCAGUUGUUAAAUAGUCUUCCCUGCGUUGACUAUUUGGAAUGUGAUCUGGGACAGACAGAAUUUACCCCUCCUGGUUGCAUUUCUUUGCUUAAUAUUACAGAACCAGUUCUGGGAGCACCUUUCACUCACCUGAGGACCCCACAGAAGAUGGUGUAUUAUGGGAAACCUUCUUGUAAAAACAACUAUGAGAAUUAUAUUGAUAUAGUGAAAUAUGUGUUCAGCGCUUACAAGAGAGAGUCCCCUCUCGUCGUCAACACUAUGGGAUGGGUUUCAGACCAGGGGCUCCUGCUUCUCAUUGAUCUGAUCCGAUUGCUGUCUCCCAGCCAUGUGGUUCAGUUCCGCUCUGACCACAGUAAAUAUAUGCCAGACCUUACCCCGCAGUAUGUAGAUGACAUGGAUGGCUUGUACACAAAAAGCAAGACCAAGAUGAGAAAUCGACGUUUCAGACUCGCAGCAUUUGCAGAUGCUUUGGAAUUUGCUGAUGAAGAAAAAGAGAGUCCAGUUGAGUUCACUGGACAUAAACUGAUAGGUGUUUAUACAGACUUUGCAUUCAGAAUAACUCCAAGAAAUAGAGAGUCACAUAACAAAAUUCUUCGAGAUCUGUCCAUCUUGAGUUACCUUAGCCAGCUGCAGCCCCCGAUGCCCAAACCACUUUCUCCUUUACAUAGCCUGACACCCUAUCAGGUCCCUUUCAAUGCAGUCGCACUCCGGAUUACCCACUCUGAUGUCGCCCCUACCCAUAUACUAUAUGCUGUGAAUGCCAGCUGGGUUGGUCUUUGCAAGAUCCAGGAUGACGUCAGAGGAUACACGAAUGGGCCCAUCCUGCUUGCCCAGACUCCAAUCUGUGACUGCUUGGGCUUUGGCAUCUGUAGAGGCAUUGACAUGGAGAAGCGGCUGUACCACAUCCUCACCCCUGUGCCCCCGGAAGAGCUAAGGACCGUGAAUUGUCUGCUUGUUGGAGCUAUUGCCGUUCCGCAUUGUGUCCUUAAGUGCCAGCGUGGGAUCGAAGGGACAGUACCUUAUGUCACAACGGAUUACAAUUUUAAACUUCCUGGAGCAUCAGAGAAAAUUGGAGCAAGAGAACCUGAGGAGGCACAUAAAGAGAAACCAUACCGAAGACCUAAGUUCUGUCGAAAAAUGAAGUGAUGCUCGCGUUUUUAAUAAGGGAAGAAACUUUCCUACCAGAAAGCUUUGUCUCAAGCCUGACCACAAGAGAUAUGAUGGAGUUUCAUGGCCAUGAAUGGUGCCCUUAUUAGCAACAGUGUUUUUUGUGUAAUUCGUGAAUGUCGUAUAGUAGUCUUAAGUUUCUCUUUUAAAGCUGCAUGAGCUAGAAUUUGUUCUAGUCUUCUGUGUGAUACUCAUACUUGCUGUCCAGAGGGAGUAAAACAGCAGAGAACAGUUUGUGUGCCAUUAAAACAGAGAUUCCUCAGAAAGUUCUUCAAGGACCUGGUUAUUAGAAUCAGGAUAAAAAUAAGGAAACUGGGGCCAUAACAAUGUACUGAGAAGGAAGGAAGAAGGCCGACCUGCAGGAUCUCAAGCAUAAUGGAUACAAGGGCUCGCCAUGAGCCUUGCCUGAGCCACAUGCAGAGCUGGGGUCCAGCGGUCUGCUUCCUUGGAGCCAGUGUGGAUGGUUACAGCCCAUCCAUUUGGUGCAGUUGUACUUGGUCUGUUAUAUUCAAUCAAGAUUUAAUAGAUAGGGCUGGGCAUGGUGGCUCAUGCACACCUGUAAUCCUAGCACUUUGGGAGGCUGAGGCGGGAGGAUUGCUUGAGCCUCGGAGUUCCAGGCUGGAGUACACCAACUACUCCAGCCUGAGCGACACAGUAAGACCUUACCUUUUAAAAAAGAAAAGAAAAAUUUAAACGGGUUUGAUAGAUAUAAAUUUGGACCCAAGAGCCCUUCCUUUUUUUUAAUCCUGAGGUUUUAUGCUGAGGAAAUUUCUUUCAAAUCUGGAAAACCUCGGGGCCAGGCGCGGUGGCUCACGCCUGUAAUUCCAGCACUUUGGGAGGCCGAGGCAGGCGGUUCACGAGGUCAGGAGAUCGAGACCAUCCUGGCUAACACAGUGAAACUCCGUCUCUACUGAAAAUACAAAAAACUAGCUGGGCGUGGUGGUGGGCGCCUAUAGUCCCAGCUACUGAGGAGGCUGAGGCAGGAGAAUGGCAUGAACCCAGGAGGCGGAGCUUGCAGUGAGCCGAGAUCACGCCACUGCACUCCAGCCUGGGCGACGAGAGCAAGACUCCAUCUCAAAAAAAAAAAAAAAAAAAAUCUGGAAAACCUCUUCUGGGGGCUCUUAAAAAGUAGAUUUGUCCAAAUUGACUUCUGAUCUGAGGCCAGAGACAACCACAGGGCAGAGCUGGAGACUGGGCUGUUUUGAAGGAAGAAGGACUGGCAGACCAGCUCUUGGGAAAGCUCCAUUUUUGCCUGUGGGAGGCUGGACCUGAACUUGCACCUAUGAACAACCCUGCCAUUUAGAGCUUUUUUCUGGGGGUGCUGGCGGCUGGUGACCAGACUGCCAUUCUCCAUGUUCUCCCUGGUGCUUCCGACUCUGUCCUCUAGGUUGGAAGUGGUUUGUGUAAACGGGUGAUGGGACCAGGUCACAUCAUUUUUGCAUUUAAGACAGCAGGAUACUUCCUGGGGCUGAGGUUCAAACUGGUAUUGUGACCGCCGCUUUGACAGAAUUCCAUCUUCCCAGCAUGAUCACAUUGUAAGACUAUUAGGAUGUGUGGGUUUUAACACUUAUAUACACUUGCAUACAACUGUUGGUUAUCAUUGUCUUUAGUAUUUUACAGUGGCCCCUCAGCACCUCUUAGACCCAACAGCAAAGGACUUAAAAUAAGCACAGGAAACCUUGCUAUGGUGAUUAGUUUUGAUACCUUUGAGACAAUUGAGUCUAGCUUCUUAGUUGCCCCUUAUUUAUGUUGAAAUCUGGCUCAUUCAUACGAUGUUUUACUGUGCUGGCCUCGUAAAGAAUUUUAAGACAAUCCAUCACCACCAACGUUUUGCCUUUCUCCACUUCCGUGUAUCUUACAGUUAUACUCACUGGAGGUCAUUUGCAGCAAGUCUCUGGAAGAAUGAAACUGGUGCCCUGUAAUUGCAUUUGCAUUCAAUCUAGGUUUGCCUUCAGGCUUUAAAUGCGGCCUGUAUGAAGGUCAAGUCUUUUUCUUCAGUCCCUAUCAGUAAAGAAAAAUCGUUGCCUCUAGAGGGAGCUAUCAGCUGUGGGUCAGGUGGCUGUACUGGGGCUAGAGUUGGCCCAGGAAGCUGUACAGGGUUUAGGGAAGGAGGUUUGGAGACCGGGAGCCAAGGCCUCUGUCAGCUCUAGCUUGUGCCGGUCAGACCUGCAGCAGCACCAUUCUCCAGGAUGAAGAUUCAUCCCAUUAUUGAUGGCAGUGGCCUUUUUAUCCUUUUUUUUUUUUUUUUUUUUUUUGAGAUGGAGUUUCGCUCUUGUUGCCCAGGUUGGAGUGCAGUGGCGCAAUCUGGGCUCACUGCCACCUCCGCCUCCCGGGUUCAAGUGAUUCCCUUGCCUCAACCUCCCGAGUAGCUGGGAUUACAGGCAUGAGCCACCACGCCUGGCUGAUUUUCUAUUUUUAGUAGAGAAGGGGUUUCACCAUGUUGGCCAGGCUGGUUUCGAACUCCUGUCCUCAGGUGAUCCACCUGCCUUGGCCUCCCAAAGUGUUGGGAUUACAGGCAUGAGCCACCGCACCCAGCUGGUGGCAGUGGCUUUAAGGGCAUUUAGAGGAAGGACAAGAUUGGACUUUUUAUCAUUUCCACAGUCUGUUAUGGGUCAGAUUAGGUAGUAAGGAGUUCUCCAUUGGAGCUAUUCUUUUUUUUUUUGAGACGGAGUCUCGCUCUGUCACCCAGGCUGGGGUGCAGUGGCACGACCUUGGCUCACUACAGCCUCUCCCCUCCUGGGUUCAAGUGAUUCUUCUGCCUCAGCCUCCCAAGUAGCUGGGAUUACAGGCGAGCGCCACCAUGCCUGGCUAAUUUUUAUAUUUUUAGUAGAGAUAGGGUUUCACCGUAUUGUCUAGGCUGGUCUCGAUCUCCUGACCUUGUGAUCUGCUUGCCUCGGCCUCCCAAAGUGCUGAAGCAAUUUUUUUUUUUUUUUUUUUUUGAGACAGAGUCUAGCUCUGUCGCCCAGGCUGAAGUGCAGUGGAGUGAUCUCGGCUCACUGCAACUUCCGCCUCCCAGGUUUAAGUGAUUCUCCUGCCUCAGCCUCCUGAGUAGCUGGGAUUACAGGCGUGUGCCACCACGCCCAGCUAAUUUUUGUAUUUUUAGUAGAGACAGGGUUUCACCAUGUUGGUCAGGCUGGUCUCGAACUCCUGGCCUCGUGAUCCGCCCUCCUUGGCCUCCGAAAGUGCUGGGAUUACAGGCGUGAGCCACUGCGCCUGGCCUGAAGCUAUUCUUUACAAAAGCUCUUAGUUUUUUUUUUUGUUUUUUUUUUUUGCGACGGACUGUCGCCAAGGCUGGAGUGCAGUGGCCUGAUCUCAGGUCACUGCAACCUCUGCCUCCUGGGUUCAAGCGAUUCUCCUGCUUCAGCCUCCCAAGUAGCUGGGAUUACAGGCGCCUGCCACCACACCCGGCUAAUUUUUGUAUUUUAAGUAGAGAUGGCGUUUCACUUUAUUGGUCAGGCUGGUCUCGAACUUCCAACCUCAGGGGAUCCGCCUGCCUCGGCCUCCCAAGGUGUUGGGAUUACAGGCAUAAGCCACUGUGCCUGGGCCUCUUAGUAAUUUUUGUAUGUAAUUUUCAGAGUAUCCGGGAUUACAGGCGCCCGCCACUAAACUAGCUAAUUUUUUUUGUAUUUCUAGUAGAGAUGGGGUUUUACUAUGUUGGCUAGGCUGGUCUCGAGCUCCUGACCUUGUGAUCCGUCCACCUUGGCCUCCCAAAGUGCUGGGAUUACAGGCGUGAGCCACCGUGCCCGGCCUAGGUCAUUUGUUUUUGGGUUUGGAUGGCAAGAUCAUGGAUAAGACAGCAGGCUUUGAUUAUAGAGCUCUGAGUUCAAAUCCUGGCUCUACCACUUGUCAGUGGUGUAACUUGGAGGAAGAUGCUUAGCCUGAGCCUGUUUUGUGUUUUGAAGAUUGGGUAGUUGUCCUUCCUUCAGUGUUCCUGGGUGAGGAGUAAGUGAAGUCAUGUCUAUAAGAGAUGUAGCACAGUCUCCGGCAUGUAGAAACGGUCAGUAACUCCUAGUGUGUGGCUAGCCUCUGAUUAGAUGGUAAACUCAGGAGGCUGGCACCACGGCUGUGCUACUCACGGUCAUGCUGGAGGGAUGCAGAAACUAAAUGAAUCCGCAGCUACUUACUCAUCUUGCCUCUGGCAGGUUCACCUUAAAAUUGUUGCUACCAAGCUUCCUGUGGUCAAAGAGCCCUUGAGGAAGCAAGCUCCACGGCUACCAUAGAUAACCCAUUCCUGAAAGUUUUUCAUAAACCCCCACUUGUUGCUUUUAAAAUUUUAUAAGCAGCUUACACAUGUAGAAAAUGAUCCUCCAGCCCACCACCACAUAGUAAUCACUGACACUGUGAGGUGUCUCAGCUGGGGUUCUGCUGUGUGUGUGUGUAUUUUACAAAAUAUGUAUGGUUUCUGUUCAGCUCUUUUCAGUUAACAGAUGAACUUUUGUAUCAUUAAAUAUUUUUGAGAACAUGAA
Molecule: messenger RNA, 7265 nt
Organism: Gorilla gorilla gorilla (western lowland gorilla)
Lineage: Eukaryota; Metazoa; Chordata; Mammalia; Primates; Hominidae
Gene: NOL9
Product: nucleolar protein 9
Exons: 12
Coding region: 670-2778 (702 amino acids)
Biological process (GO): cleavage in ITS2 between 5.8S rRNA and LSU-rRNA of tricistronic rRNA transcript (SSU-rRNA, 5.8S rRNA, LSU-rRNA)
Cellular component (GO): nucleus
Molecular function (GO): polynucleotide 5'-hydroxyl-kinase activity
Source: RefSeq, a predicted model, not a curated record